UAUGUGAGUCCGCGUCCAGCUCUUGCCAACAUGAAUGCCAAUGCAGCAACAGGGCUGGCACCUGAGCAUAUCCCUACUCCGGGUGCAGCCCUCUCCUGGCAGGCUGCUAUCGAUGCUGCCAGGCAGGCGAAGUUGAUGGGUACUGCUGGCAACGCAACCAUAUCCACCGUUAGCUCCACACAGAGGAAACGGCAACAGUAUGGGAAACAGAAAAAACAGGGUACCACGACCGCUACACGUCCUCCCCGGGCACUGCUGUGUUUAACAUUGAAAAAUCCCAUCCGGAGGGCAUGUAUCAGUAUUGUUGAAUGGAAAUAUCCUUUUCUGGUACCAUUUGAAAUUAUUAUUUUACUGACUAUUUUUGCCAAUUGUGUGGCCUUAGCUAUCUAUAUCCCCUUUCCAGAAGACGAUUCCAAUGCCACCAAUUCCAAUCUGGAACGGGUGGAAUAUCUCUUUCUCAUAAUUUUUACAGUGGAAGCAUUUUUAAAAGUAAUAGCAUAUGGACUUCUCUUUCAUCCUAAUGCUUACCUCCGGAAUGGCUGGAAUUUACUAGAUUUUAUAAUUGUGGUAGUAGGGCUUUUUAGUGCAAUUUUAGAACAAGCAACCAAAGCAGAUGGGGUAAAUUCACUGGGAGGUAAAGGCGCUGGAUUUGAUGUUAAAGCACUUAGAGCUUUCCGCGUACUGCGCCCUUUACGGCUGGUAUCUGGAGUUCCUAGCCUUCAGGUGGUGUUAAAUUCCAUUAUCAAGGCCAUGGUCCCGUUGCUGCACAUUGCCCUGCUGGUGCUGUUUGUCAUAAUUAUCUAUGCCAUCAUUGGGUUGGAGCUCUUCAUGGGAAAGAUGCACAAAACAUGCUACUUAACAGGGAUUGCCACAGAUACACCUGCAGAAGAAGAGCCUGCUCCCUGUGCUCCAGUAUCUCAACAUGGACGGCAGUGUCAGAAUGGCACUGACUGUAGGGCCAUAUGGGAGGGACCCAAACAUGGCAUUACCAACUUUGACAACUUUGCCUUUGCCAUGUUAACUGUGUUUCAAUGCAUCACCAUGGAGGGCUGGACAGAUGUACUCUAUUGGAUGCAGGACGCUAUGGGCUAUGAGUUACCCUGGGUGUACUUUGUCAGUCUGGUCAUCUUUGGAUCCUUUUUCGUUCUUAAUCUGGUUCUUGGUGUGUUGAGCGGGGAGUUUUCUAAAGAGAGAGAAAAAGCAAAAGCUCGGGGUGACUUUCAGAAGCUAAGAGAGAAACAACAACUGGAGGAGGACCUAAAGGGAUAUCUAGACUGGAUAACUCAGGCAGAAGAUAUAGAUCCAGAAAAUGAAGACGAAGGCAUGGAUGAAGAGAAGCCCCGAAACAUGAGCAUGCCUACCAGUGAGACAGAAUCUGUGAACACCGACAAUGUGGCUGGAGGCGAUAUUGAAGGAGAAAACUGCGGCGCACGACUGGCGCACCGGAUUUCUAAAUCUAAGUUUAGCCGCUACUGGCGCAGAUGGAAUCGAUUCUGUAGACGGAAAUGUCGAGCUGCUGUCAAAUCCAAUGUGUUCUAUUGGCUUGUGAUCUUCCUGGUGUUUCUCAACACACUUGCCAUUGCCUCUGAGCAUUACAACCAACCAGACUGGCUCACUGAAGUCCAAGACACUGCGAAUAAGGUAUUGCUGGCUCUGUUCACGGCUGAGAUGCUGCUGAAGAUGUACAGCUUGGGUCUUCAGGCUUAUUUUGUGUCCCUCUUCAACCGCUUUGAUUGUUUCAUCGUGUGUGGUGGAAUCCUGGAAACCAUUUUAGUGGAAACAAAAAUCAUGUCCCCACUUGGCAUCUCCGUGCUGAGAUGUGUACGACUUCUGAGAAUCUUUAAAAUCACAAGGUACUGGAAUUCCUUGAGUAAUUUGGUGGCUUCCUUGCUCAACUCAGUGCGCUCCAUUGCCUCCCUGCUGCUGCUCCUCUUCCUCUUCAUCAUCAUCUUCUCCCUCCUAGGGAUGCAGCUCUUUGGGGGCAAGUUUAACUUUGAUGAGAUGCAGACCAGGAGAAGCACCUUUGACAACUUUCCACAGUCAUUGCUCACUGUGUUUCAGAUCCUGACUGGGGAGGACUGGAAUUCGGUGAUGUAUGAUGGAAUCAUGGCUUAUGGCGGCCCCUCUUUUCCAGGAAUGUUGGUCUGUAUUUACUUCAUCAUCCUCUUCAUCUGUGGAAACUAUAUCCUGCUGAAUGUCUUCUUGGCCAUUGCUGUCGACAAUCUUGCUGAUGCCGAAAGCUUGACAUCUGCUCAAAAGGAGGAGGAAGAGGAAAAAGAAAGGAAAAAACUAGCAAGGACUGCCAGUCCUGAGAAGAAACAGGAGCCCGAGAAACCAGCCGUGGAGGGAGAGACAAAGGAGGAAAAAAUCGAGCUGAAAUCAAUUACCGCUGAUGGAGAAUCUCCAGCUUCUAAUAAGAGCAACACAGAUGAAUAUCAGCCGAAUGAAAAUGAAGAGAAAAAUCCCUAUCCUACUGCAGAGACACCAGGAGAGGAGGACGAAGAAGAACAACCGGAGAUGCCCGUUGGACCUCGUCCUCGCCCUAUGUCUGAACUGCAUCUUAAGGAGAAAGCAGUGCCAAUGCCAGAAGCCACCGCUUUUUUCGUUUUCAGUCCCAGCAACAAAUUUCGGCUCCACUGCCAUCGCAUCGUUAAUAACAACAUUUUCACCAACCUGAUCCUUUUUUUCAUCUUGCUCAGCAGCAUCUCUCUGGCAGCUGAGGACCCAGUUCGGCACUACUCAGUUAGAAAUCAAAUCCUAGGCAAUGCAGAUUAUGUCUUCACUAGUAUCUUUACAUUAGAAAUUAUUCUUAAGAUGACUGCUUAUGGGGCUUUCCUUCACAAAGGCUCCUUCUGCAGGAACUACUUCAACAUCCUGGACCUGCUGGUGGUUAGCGUUUCUCUCAUCUCCUUCGGGAUCCAGUCCAGCGCAAUCAAUGUAGUGAAGAUAUUACGUGUUUUGAGAGUCCUCAGACCACUGCGGGCAAUCAACAGAGCGAAGGGUUUAAAGCACGUGGUUCAAUGUGUAUUUGUAGCUAUACGAACCAUAGGGAAUAUCGUGAUCGUGACCACCUUGUUGCAGUUCAUGUUUGCCUGCAUUGGGGUUCAGUUGUUCAAGGGCAAACUGUACAGCUGCACUGAUAGCUCCAAGCAAACAGAAGCAGAAUGCAAGGGCAAUUUUAUCACUUACAAGGAAGGAGAAGUGUCUCAACCAAUCAUCCAGGCCCGAAGCUGGGAGAAUAGCAAAUUUGAUUUUGACAAUGUCCUAACAGCUAUGAUGGCCCUUUUCACUGUUUCAACCUUUGAAGGCUGGCCAGAACUGCUGUAUCGAUCUAUCGAUUCCCAUAUGGAAGAUGUGGGGCCCAUCUAUAACCACAGGGUGGAGAUCUCAAUUUUCUUCAUUAUUUAUAUCAUCAUCAUUGCUUUCUUCAUGAUGAACAUCUUUGUUGGUUUCGUGAUCGUCACAUUUCAAGAGCAAGGAGAACAGGAAUAUAAGAACUGUGAGCUUGACAAGAACCAGCGUCAAUGUGUAGAAUACGCCCUGAAGGCCCGGCCCCUGCGAAGAUAUAUCCCCAAAAACCAGUACCAAUAUAAAGUCUGGUACGUGGUGAACUCCACCUAUUUUGAAUACCUGAUGUUCGUCCUCAUCUUGCUGAACACCAUCUGCCUGGCCAUGCAGCACUAUGGUCAAAGUAUUCUCUUCAAACAAGCAAUGAACAUCCUCAACAUGCUGUUCACUGGCCUUUUCACCGUUGAGAUGGUUCUGAAGUUAAUUGCCUUCAAACCCAAGCACUAUUUCUGUGAUGCAUGGAAUACAUUUGACGCCUUGAUUGUUGUGGGUAGCAUUGUUGAUAUAGCAAUCACCGAGGUGACCGAACACUUUGAAUGUGAAAGAAGUUUAUCCUUAGAGGACAACUCUCGCAUCUCAAUCACCUUUUUCCGACUCUUCCGUGUGAUGCGUCUGGUGAAGCUCUUGAGUCGAGGGGAGGGCAUCCGCACGCUGCUCUGGACGUUCAUCAAGUCUUUCCAGGCUCUCCCCUACGUGGCUCUAUUAAUAGUGAUGCUGUUUUUUAUCUAUGCCGUGAUUGGGAUGCAGGUGUUUGGUAAAAUUGCACUAAAUGAUACUACAGAAAUCAAUCGGAACAACAACUUUCAAACAUUUCCUCAGGCUGUGCUCCUGCUUUUCAGAUGUGCUACUGGCGAAGCUUGGCAGGAAAUCAUGCUGGCAUGCCUACCUGAUAAGAAGUGUGACCCUGACUCUGUGGAACCAAACAGUACUACUGAAGGUGAACAUCCCUGCGGGAGCAGCUUUGCUGUAUUUUAUUUCAUCAGUUUCUACAUGCUUUGUGCCUUUCUAAUCAUUAACCUUUUUGUUGCCGUUAUCAUGGAUAAUUUUGAUUACCUAACCCGUGAUUGGUCCAUUCUGGGUCCCCAUCAUCUGGAUGAGUUUAAACGGAUUUGGGCAGAGUAUGAUCCUGAAGCCAAAGGACGUAUCAAACAUCUAGAUGUUGUAACACUCCUGCGUCGGAUACAACCUCCUCUGGGUUUUGGAAAGCUCUGUCCUCACAGGGUAGCUUGCAAGCGUCUUGUCUCUAUGAAUAUGCCAUUAAAUAGUGAUGGAACUGUUAUGUUUAAUGCAACCUUAUUUGCACUAGUAAGAACAGCACUGAGAAUCAAAACAGAAGGUAAUUUGGAACAAGCCAACGAGGAGUUGCGUGCAAUCAUUAAGAAAAUCUGGAAACGCACUAGCAUGAAGUUGUUGGAUCAGAUUGUACCCCCAGCAGGGGAUGAUGAAGUUACAGUUGGAAAAUUCUAUGCCACAUUCCUGAUUCAAGAGUAUUUCCGGAAAUUCAAAAAACGCAAAGAACAGGGUCUCGUGGGCAAACCUUCACAACGUAAUGCUCUUUCUCUACAGGCUGGUCUGCGCACAUUACAUGACAUUGGACCAGAGAUUCGAAGGGCAAUAUCUGGAGACUUAACAGCAGAAGAGGAAUUAGACAAGGCCAUGAAAGAAGCUGUUUCUGCUGCUUCUGAAGAUGAUAUUUUCAGGAGAGCUGGUGGCUUGUUUGGAAAUCAUGUCAGCUAUUACCAAAGUGAUGGCAGGAGCUCAUUCCCUCAGACAUUCACUACUCAGCGCCCUUUGCACAUCAACAAAUCUAGCAACAACCAAGGAGACACUGAAUCCCCAUCCCAUGAGAAGCUUGUCGAUUCCACCUUCACGCCAAGUAGUUACUCCUCAUCAGGUUCCAAUGCUAACAUCAAUAAUGCCAACAAUACUGCCUUGAGACGCUUUUCUAAUCCACCAAGCUAUUCCAGCACCGUCAGCACCGUGGAUAGCUACAGCACCCCUUCCUCCGCCACUGUACGGAUCCAGGAAGUUCCUUGGAAGUUCCGUUGCAGAAGAUCCUAUUCCAGAGACAGCCAAGUAGCAAUUGUUAGUGAAGAGGAAGCUCCUCAGGAGGAAGAAACAUAUAGUGAGCAAUUAAAUGAAGAAACUGAAUAUUGUAGUGAACCAAAUUUGUUAUCACCUGAAAUGUUAUCAUACCAAGAUGAUGAACACAGACAGCUAACUCUCCCAGAAAGCAAAGAAGAUAUCCAGCCAUCUCCAAAGAUUGGAUUUCUACAUUCCUCAUCACUAAGUCGAAGAGCAUCCUUUCAUCUGGAGUGUCUAAAGAGACAGAAAAAUCAGACUGCAGGUGUCCCCCAAAAAACAAUAUUACCUUUGCAUCUAGUACAUCGCCAGGCACUAGCAGUUGCAAGUCGGAGUCCUCUUCAAAGUAGUCAUUCAUCAAUUAGAUCUUCUCGACCCUGUUCCACAUCCUCUGCAACACAUUGUACGCAAGACUGGCCACAGCAACAUGAUAAAGGAUUGUGGCUUGAUGAGGAGGAAUCCAAUGAGAAACUCAAUAAUAGUUUCCCAUCAUUAUACUGCAGUUCCUCAUAUUGUGAUAGCACCAGCUCUAGCAUCACCCGAAAAGCCAGGCCAGUCUCCCUUAUAAUCCCCAGUCAGACAAGAGAGUGUGGCAGGCAAUUCCAUGGUAGUGCCAACAGCCUUGUUGAAGCGGUCUUGAUUUCGGAAGGACUGAUGCAGUUUGCUCAAGAUCCAAAGUUCAUUGAGGUUACCACCCAAGAACUAGCUGAUGCCUGUGACUUGACAAUAGAAGAGAUGGAGAAUGCUGCAGACAACAUUCUCAAUGGUAACAGCAAACCAAGCCCCAAUGGCAACCUCUUGCCUUUUGUUAACUGCAGGGACCCAGGGCAGGACUGUAUGGGCAAAGAAGCAGAAGCAGCCCAAAACCCAGAUUCUAGGAAAAGUCAAGAGGAAUCUAAGGAUACCAGGAUUUAUAUCAGCAGCCUGUAGUUGCUGAAGCUGAAAGUGAUGCUGGUUUUUUAAUUUGUUUCAAUGUUCCUAAUGGGUUUGUUUCAGAAGUGCCUCACUGUUCUCGUGACCAGGAGUAACCAGAACAGCAUUCUUCAUUUAUUUCUGUCGGGAAUUGCAGAGUUGGGUGGUGUAAAAGAGCUUUUCAGGAGUGAAUAUAGAACCCCAGCAUGUGUCCGUGAAGGAGGAAUCAGAAGUAAAAGGCAGUGUCAGCUCCCUUCUUUUUUCAGUCCCUGCACAAGGAACAACAGCUGCUUCCUGAGUGUGAAGGAAAACCUCAACUUCCUGUGGAUGGCCGUAGCCAAAAGGACACUGUAUCAAGCGGGUGUCUUUCAAUUCUGCUUGUACAAAAAGGAAUCAUUUUGCACAUGUUCUGUAUGAGCCUCACUGUCUCCAUAAAGCCAAGACCCUUCUGAUCUACAAGUGGAAUAGACUUCUGCAACAGAUCCCACACAUUGCUGAGAAGGAAGCAGAAGUUGCAAGAUAGGAGAUGCAGGUGGCAAUAUUGCAGAUGUUUCUUGAUGGAAAUGCAGACUCCCAGGCAGUCUUCUCUGCCAACCAAUCAGAGCUCAGGCAGUCAUCUCUGCCAAAUUGAGUUCAAGACAGUUAGCUGUGCCAAUGGCUCCAAGAGCAUGAAGCCAGCUCUGUCAAAAGGAGUUCAGGCAACCUGCCCAUUUCUAAGAGAGGUGGUGAUGGGCUUAUGUAGAUCUCUCCUUGUUCUUGCUAUUUAAUAUUUUCUUGAAAGCAUGUUCCAAUUUUUAUUUUUGGAUACUUUAUUUUAUUGUAUUUUAUUUUUUAAGGGAGAGGGAUGGAGUGUUUACAGAGUUUGUAAUCACCUGCCUUUUUGUUUUACACCUUCACAAAUAUUUAACAUUGAUUUAUUUUUAUUUUUGUUUUCCUCCACUGACAUUUGGUAGAAGCUAAUGAUAUUAGGAGUUUUGCCAAUCAUAAUGUAUACCAGACUUUGUAAUUUUAUUUGAAGUAAUGAAAAUUUCCUUUUUUGUUGUUGUUUUAUAAUUUAAAGAUAGUAGGCAAUGCACUUGAUAUAAUCUUGCACAUAUGAAUGAUUGAUUUGGAUUCUUUAUAGUACUAGGUAUAUUUGCAAUGUGUGAACGAAUGAGCAGGACUGGGUGAAUGAAUGAGCAAGUGAAUACACACCUGAAAGUGUGCAACUUGAUACAGUUCUCCAUUUCCUGGUUAUAACUGAAGGAGAGCUUUAUCUGGGGUGAUUUGAGUGCAAAAAUAAAUCACUGUCUCUGCUUUUGAAAGGGGAAUCAGUAACUCUUUGCAUUUUCUGUUCCACAAGAUAUGCAAAAACAAUGCAAUAAUAUUAAUUUUGAAUAAAAUGUGUGAAUUGUGCUGGCAUUAAAUCUGUAUAGAAAAACAAAACAAGGGGAUUAAAAACAAACAAAAACAACCAAGUGAGAAGGAGUUAUAUUUCAAUAUAUUCCGUGUGAUGUUUUAUUGCAUUGAUAAUGUUUCUGUUGAAGAAACCGUAAUACUUGAAUUCAGGUCAGUUUCAGUAUUUUUCAACUAUUUUUUUAAACUGAAUAGCAAUUGUGCCAAGCAAAUAUAAUGAAUUAAGUUUGUUUAAGGGAAAAAAAUAACAAUUCUUGUAUAUUUUGCUGCAUGUAAAGUAAAUCAUUUCGUAUUUGGAGUGUGCCAAGCUUUAUCUUUGAACUUUAAGUGCUUUUCUACAUGUGGUUGGGGGAAAGGGUAUACUAUUUUUUUUUCAUUUUUUAAUUUGUAUAAUGAACAAAGUGUACCUAGUGCUAAGUAAUUAUCCUGCAACCCACUGACAGGUUGAACAUUAACUGAUUUUGCAUAUCUUGUGUUCAUUUUCCUUAUUCUGCACUUUCUUAAACAUGCAUGAUAAUGAAUUGGGAAGACUAUCUUGCAUUUUGAAGCUAUGGAUUCUUAUCCAGCUUUCUUCUUUUGCAUAGUUUCUCUCAGUGAUUCUCCUAAUUUAAAAGGUGAAUAAUUCCAUAUGCUAGGAUAAUCAAAUAUAUCCAAUCCUGUAAACUGAGCUGGCAUCAGCAACCUGGGACGGGAAUAUCUUAUUUUUAUUAUAUGCCUCAAAUAUUACAGAGAUUAUUAUUAUGACAUCAAAUAAUGAUCAUUAGCAGUCGGUUGAAUAUUUUCUAUACAUUCACUAGGACAUAGUAUACCUUGAACCAAAUUUGUAUGUGUAGAGAAGCUUCAUUUGUGUACUUCAGAAGACUAGUUAAAUAUUUUUCAUGGUAAAAUAAAAGGGAAAGAAACAUAUUAAAGAAAAUAAGAAUGUAAGAGUUAUUGCAACACAUGGCCAAUAUAUAACAGGGAUAAGCUGCACAACUAUAAAAUGAAGAAUAACAUAAUAAUAGUAAUAUGCCAAGAAGUAUUUAGAGAUUAUGAUUAAAAGUCUGAUAUAGGUCAAAAAU
Thamnophis elegans (Western terrestrial garter snake) is the source of this 8798-nucleotide messenger RNA. It is a transcript of the gene CACNA1C, whose product is annotated as calcium voltage-gated channel subunit alpha1 C. Gene Ontology annotation, cellular component: voltage-gated calcium channel complex; membrane. Gene Ontology annotation, molecular function: high voltage-gated calcium channel activity. NCBI's taxonomy places the organism in Eukaryota, Metazoa, Chordata, Lepidosauria, Squamata, Natricidae. The transcript is spliced from 47 exons. Gene Ontology annotation, biological process: calcium ion import across plasma membrane. The record is from RefSeq and is a predicted model, not a curated record. Bases 31 to 6360 code for a protein of 2109 amino acids.